AAAGUGUCUCGGUCGACUCCGGAGGCGGCCGGAAAUUUCUUGCACAGACUCCUCGUAGCGGUGACUCGGCAGCCGCGUCCCGCGUCAUCAGUGACAGCCCCGAUUCUCGUCCCUCUCUGCGUCGCCCUGCCAAGGGACAGUCGCUUCCUCCUUGGCAAAUAGUCCUCGGCGGAGUCCGAGUUCUUGGGUCAAUCUGAAGGCGGAGGCGCUAAAAGUUGCAGUCCGAGAGAGGCUUGGGGUCGAUCCGGAGGGAGACCCAGUGACGGAAGUGUCUGCGGUGGUGUGUGAAGUUAGUUAAACACUCCCUUCCUCCCGAGGAUCCCUCCGCCUGCGGUAGCGGUGGUGAGGCCGAGGGAGCCGCCAUUUUGGAUGUUCGGUUCCUGCUGCCACUGCUGCCGCCGCCCCCGAAGCUGCUGGUUUCAGUCGAGGUUUCGGGCCGAGGAUGCCAGCCCCCAUCAGAUUACGGGAGCUGAUCCGGACCAUCCGGACAGCCCGAACCCAAGCUGAAGAACGAGAAAUGAUCCAGAAAGAAUGUGCUGCAAUCCGUUCAUCAUUUAGAGAAGAAGACAAUACAUACCGGUGUCGGAAUGUGGCAAAACUACUGUAUAUGCACAUGCUGGGCUACCCUGCUCACUUUGGACAGUUGGAGUGCCUCAAACUUAUUGCCUCUCAAAAAUUUACAGACAAACGCAUUGGCUACUUAGGAGCAAUGCUGCUGUUAGAUGAAAGACAAGAUGUCCAUCUUCUCAUGACCAACUGUAUCAAAAAUGAUCUUAAUCACAGCACGCAAUUUGUACAGGGGCUAGCACUUUGUACCCUCGGCUGCAUGGGGUCCUCAGAAAUGUGCAGAGAUCUUGCAGGAGAGGUAGAGAAGCUCCUGAAAACUUCCAACUCUUACUUAAGAAAAAAGGCAGCACUGUGUGCUGUUCAUGUCAUCAGGAAGGUUCCUGAACUUAUGGAGAUGUUUUUGCCAGCAACAAAAAAUUUAUUGAAUGAGAAGAACCAUGGUGUCCUUCAUACAUCUGUAGUCCUCCUCACAGAAAUGUGUGAGCGAAGCCCAGAUAUGCUUGCACAUUUUAGAAAGAAUGAAAAGCUUGUGCCCCAAUUAGUUCGUAUCCUAAAGAACCUCAUUAUGUCCGGAUAUUCCCCAGAACAUGAUGUUUCUGGUAUCAGUGACCCUUUUUUGCAGGUACGAAUCUUACGGUUAUUAAGAAUUUUAGGACGAAAUGACGAUGACUCAAGCGAAGCUAUGAAUGAUAUAUUAGCACAGGUUGCCACUAAUACAGAGACUAGUAAAAAUGUAGGAAACGCUAUUCUUUAUGAAACGGUUUUGACUAUCAUGGACAUUAAAUCAGAGAGUGGACUACGAGUUCUAGCCAUAAAUAUUCUGGGUCGUUUCUUAUUGAACAAUGACAAAAAUAUUAGAUAUGUAGCACUGACAUCUUUGUUGAAGACUGUGCAAACAGAUCAUAAUGCUGUACAGAGGCACAGAAGCACAAUUGUGGAUUGUCUAAAAGAUUUGGAUGUCUCAAUAAAACGGCGUGCUAUGGAAUUGAGUUUUGCUCUGGUAAAUGGAAAUAAUAUCCGAGGCAUGAUGAAGGAAUUACUUUAUUUUCUGGAUUCAUGUGAGCCAGAAUUUAAAGCAGAUUGUGCAUCUGGAAUCUUUCUUGCUGCAGAAAAGUAUGCACCUUCUAAACGGUGGCAUAUAGACACAAUUAUGCGUGUUCUGACAACGGCAGGAAGUUACGUUCGUGAUGAUGCAGUCCCCAAUUUAAUCCAGUUAAUAACCAAUAGUGUGGAGAUGCAUGCUUAUACUGUUCAGCGCUUGUACAAAGCAAUUCUUGGUGAUUAUUCUCAACAACCUUUGGUACAAGUAGCUGCAUGGUGUAUAGGUGAAUAUGGUGAUCUUCUUGUAUCUGGCCAGUGUGAAGAAGAAGAGCCUAUUCAGGUAACAGAGGAUGAAGUCUUGGAUAUUUUAGAAAGUGUCCUAAUCUCUAAUAUGUCCACCUCUGUGACACGAGGUUAUGCCCUCACUGCCAUUAUGAAGCUUUCGACUCGAUUCACCUGCACUGUAAACCGAAUUAAGAAAGUGGUUUCCAUCUAUGGAAGCAGCAUUGAUGUGGAACUCCAGCAGAGGGCAGUAGAAUAUAAUGCACUUUUUAAGAAAUAUGACCACAUGAGGUCUGCCCUACUGGAGAGGAUGCCUGUCAUGGAAAAAGUGACCACAAAUGGCCCUACUGAGAUUGUGCAGACAAAUGGGGAGACAGAACCAGCUCCACUAGAGACUAAACCACCACCCUCUGGGCCCCAGCCCACCAGCCAGGCAAAUGAUUUAUUGGAUUUGUUGGGAGGAAAUGACAUAACACCUGUUAUUCCAACUGCACCUACAAGCAAACCAGCUUCUGCUGGUGGAGAACUUCUUGAUUUGCUGGGAGAUAUCACCCUUACAGGUACUCCAGCUACUGCUCCUACCCCUGCCUCAGUCCCACAGAUAUCCCAGCCCCCUUUCCUAUUGGAUGGGCUUUCAUCACAGCCUCUCUUCAAUGACAUCGCUACAGGUAUCCCCUCCAUCACAGCAUACAGUAAAAAUGGCUUGAAGAUAGAAUUCACCUUUGAACGGUCAAAUACCAACCCCAGUGUAACAGUGAUAACAAUACAGGCCUCCAAUAGCACAGAGCUAGACAUGACGGACUUUGUUUUCCAGGCUGCAGUACCAAAGACAUUUCAGCUGCAGCUUCUGUCUCCUAGCAGCAGCAUUGUCCCAGCAUUUAAUACAGGAACCAUCACACAAGUCAUUAAGGUUCUGAACCCACAGAAGCAACAGCUGCGAAUGAGGAUCAAGCUCACAUAUAAUCACAAGGGCUCAGCAAUGCAAGAUCUAGCAGAGGUGAACAACUUUCCCCCUCAGUCCUGGCAAUGAGGGUCCAGCACCAUUCUCAUUCUUAUCCCACUCAAUCAAAGGAACUCUGGGAAGGAGGUUGUGAUUGCUGGCAAGUCCCCCCACCCCCAACUGUACCAUGGGCAUGAGGAGCAGAAGAGAACUGUUGAGGAGGAUUUUCCUGAAGUUACUGCUGAUCUUGAAGCAUUGUUAAAGACUAACAUCCUCUCCUCCACUGUUGAAGCUGGCUGCUUCUGGAGGCUACUUUGCACUCUUCCUCCUCUUCCCCCUUUUCUGUACUUCACCCCUCCUACAUUUGCAGCCAGAAUCAACAUUCCCCGGGCUCCUGAGGCAAUAAGCAGCUGGUCUGGAGGAAAGGAUUGGAAUUCAUGGCAAGAAAACACUCACCCUGUCUCUGCAGCCAAGAGUGGCCCCUUCUUUUUACUGUUGUUUCUCUGCGGACUGGGCAAGGUGGGGUAUUUAUUCCUCACUAGCUGGGUUACCAUCUUCAGGCGCUUUUCACAUCUGGCAUUUGGAAUGGAAAUGUAACAAUGAACAUUAGGGAGCCCUGCCUUUUUCUAUUGGUUCCCCCAAGGUUUGAAAGAGGCAUUAGGCUCCUGGUAGCCUUUUCUGUGCAUUGCUGUAAACACACAGACACACACGUAUGUAUGUUUGUUAUCCAGAACUGGUCAGACCUUGAGAGGUUAUAAACACUGGACAGAUGCAGUUAAAAAGAGUUUUUGUUGAGAUUUGGCAUGAAGGAUAUGGUGCUCUAUUUGUAAUAGAAACUUCCAAGGCUCUUCCAGCUCCCCUUUCUUUCCAUUCUCUAGCUGUAGUCCAGAGUGUUCUCCAUGAUUUGCAAAAUUGACUCCCCUUCAAGUGCAAAUGGACAUGUUCUAAAAGAUACAUUAAUAGUUAUUAAUGACCCUAUUUUGACCACAAAUUUUAAUGUUUUUCCCAAGCCUGUCACUUGCCUGUUCAAACUGUGGUAUAUGGGUGGAAAGAGGAGUAUACCAGUUUUAAAGAGCAGACUCCUUAACACAACACCUGUGCUCAGGAAGCGCACUAUCAGACUCAUCCUGGAGCAUAUUGGAGUCAUCCAUUACUCCAGAUCUCCCCUUCUUUUUUAUUUCCUGAGCCUGGCUUGGAUCUUGGCAUUCCGUUUGAAUUCCUUCUUCUAACUGGAACAUUUGUGUUGUAUCUGUAACACUGGCACUGAAAUAAAGACCACACGGUUAAAGAACUCUUCCUAUAUUGUACUUUAUGGUGUUGGAGUGAAGCCUUGUAGCUUCCUUGUCCCUUGUCAAAGGAAGUUUUAUGUUCACCAUAGGGUAAAAAUUCCCUUUCCUGAGGCUGAGUAACUGGUCUGUUGAAAGAGGCCAAUCUCAUGAAUAAUGCCUGCAUUAAAGACUUGAGCUUCUUAAACCAGUAAGAAUGCUGAGCGAAUUUUAGAAAGGAUUCCUAUAUUACAAAAGCUUAAGACUAAGUUGCUGGAAUGAAGUAAAGGUGACUUGCUAUGGUACAUGUUGGGUGUACCAUGUACCUUCAGGUAUGCAAGCACUACAUCUUACUACAGAAACAAGAACAUGUGGGGCCCACCUUUAAAAAUGUUUGCAACUGUUACUGCACUGUACAGUAUGACUACUUUGGCUUCAGUUUUAAACAGAACAGAUAUCUUUUUCUCCCCCUUCCCCCCCAUUCCACCAAGCCUUUACUUAAAAAUCUUCAGUGUCUUGUCAGCCUAGCACUGUAUCAGAUGCUAGACUAGUCUAACAUUUGACAAACUGGAGUUGAACUAAAGACUAAAAGGGAAACUUUCUGGGCUUAUUAGUGUAUAAGAGUAAGGCUACUGAAACUUACUCUAUUGGGUAAAUGGUUGGCUAAGUCAAAAACAGGACAGUAUCUCCUGUUUUCAGUAAAGUAAGUGUUGGACUAGUGCAUAUUUCACACAACUGCUCUGCCUGUGCAAUGAAAAGUAGCCUUUAAAGGUUCUACGUAAACUAUUUCAUUGGAUGGAUAUUUAAUGCUGUGAAACAUGAUAGGAUUAACAUAAUAUUGGUGGAUUUCUUGAAUAGAAUGUCUUAACAUUCCUCUUUGUGUAGAGGCUUUAUUUUCUCCCUUGUGUUUGUGGCUAACUAACGAGCUCAGGUGUGUGUGUGUGUGUGUGUGUGUGUGUGUGUGUGUGUGUGUGUGCGUGUGUGUGUUCGUUCGUUCAUUUUUUUAGUUUCGUUUCUUGUUGUUGAAGUGGGUUGAAUCUUGAGUAAUCUGCGCCAAGACUGUGGCAUAAGAGUGCCAGAUCAUAGUUUUGAGGGAGAGUUUAUGAUCACCCAGGGCUUUGUCUAGAAGGAAUAAAACAUCAUGGCCUUAACACAAAGGGUGCUGUGUAGGACUGAACUGAUUUCAGAGACCGAACCUGGUACCAUACAUACUGAAGGACUAGUAGCCAAAUAACUGCCUAGGAUACUGAUGGUUGUGAAGACUUUCAAAUGACUGGAUCUUGGAAAGCUUCAGUGUGCCUUAGUUUCUAGGAUCAGCAUUAGUUCUCUUUCUUGGCUUUGCAGCUAAAAGGAGAAACCUCUUAAUUUCUGUGAACAUGUGCACAUUUCAGUAAUUCCUUUCCCAAAUAUAGUCAUUCAAGGGGAGCAAAUUCAGAUUGAUUUUACAACUUCAGAGCCAUUGUAAAGGAGGAAUGCCUGGUUUCUGUGAGCACGGAAUAAUCCCAGGGUGAUAAGCAGUGAGCCCUCACAUACUUAGACAAUUUCACAUGCACUUUGUACCUCAGCAUUACCCUUUUGGAGAGUAGUUUGUAUCCUGUUAUCUUCUCCACCCCCAAGUAAUCCUAGGGAGAAUUCAUCUAAGUAAUCUCAAUAAACAAAACAAAACUUUAGGAAGGGUGCCUUCCCUGAGAAGCUCCUCCCACAUUGCUUUGGUGCUGUUACCUUGAGGUGGUUUGGGUAGUGGUGGAAGUUUUACACAGUCUAGUGAUCAUCUGUUAAUUUUACGGUCUUUCUCAUUUAAAGAAACAUUCCUCAAUAGAAUUUUUAAGGGGAGGGCUUUCUUCUUGCUAGGUUAAAGGUGUGAUUUGUACACCUUAUUUGUCUCAAUUGUAUGUGAGGAGAUAUUUAAUAAAAUUGUUCAGCACUAAGAGUUUGAGUAUUUACAUCUUUUCAUUUUUUGUAUCCUUCUAGAAGAGGUUGUGAGGUAGGGAAGACUGCUUUUGAAGUUCAAUUUCAUUAUCUUCUACAUUGGAAUAUAGUUGGGCCAUGAGAACUAGGAGAAAGGAAGGAGUUUGAAUGUGGAUUUUUUUCUUCUAGUGAAUGUAUUUUAACUGUGGUAUCCUGAACUGAGAGAUAGAGAGCAAAAAGCAAAUACUCACAAGUUGUGGUUCAGGAAUGGUUGUUGAUGUCCUUGUUCAUUAGUUUGCGAGUGGGGAGGUUUGUUGAAGGAAGAAUUUGUUCAGAAAGUUCUGAAGUUUAAAAUACUUUUGACCAGCUUUGGCUCUGAAGGGUUGGGCUGCUGGUAGAACUGGAAGUGAAAAACGUUUUCAAAGCAAUAGCAGUGAGUGGGUCCCACAGACAGUGUUCCAAACCUUGGAACACUGACAUGAAGAAAAUGCCGAAGCCGCUUUGCACAGUUGCUUUGCCAACUUUCACGUGGCUGAUUCUGGCUUCAAGAUGGAGUGAUGGAACUUGCUUCCUCCCCCUUACCCCCCAUGAACUUAUGUUUGUGCUUUGUGUGUUUUGUUUUUAUUUGGGGAAUCUCAUGGGAAAGAGCUUCUGAUCACUUUCCUUUGUGAACUCCGACUGUGGUCCUGUAAGGUCCUUUUUCUUCCAUAAUGUUGUAAGUUACAUUUUCAUUAAGCCUCGUCACAUCUUCUUUACUGUAAAAAUAUUAAAAGGCUGUUUCCAAGUGGAACAGCUAAUGAAGUUCUAAUUAUUGCAGACAUAUUUUUGAGAUGUAAAAAAAUUUAAAAUUAAAUGAUAAGUCUUAGAGGCGAGUGAGGAAUAAAAUGGAUGUAAACAUUUACAUGGGAUGCAUUUAGAAAUCUGCUGUGUGUAUUGUCUUUUUGGUUGAAACAAAUUAUGAACAGUGACUGAUAAUAAAAAGUCAAUACUC
This is a messenger RNA of Perognathus longimembris pacificus (Pacific pocket mouse), 6994 nucleotides long. RefSeq names its product adaptor related protein complex 1 subunit gamma 1 (gene Ap1g1). Gene Ontology annotation, biological process: intracellular protein transport; Golgi to vacuole transport; receptor-mediated endocytosis. NCBI's taxonomy places the organism in Eukaryota, Metazoa, Chordata, Mammalia, Rodentia, Heteromyidae. The record is from RefSeq and is a predicted model, not a curated record. The transcript has 24 exons. The coding region runs from base 443 to 2920 and encodes 825 amino acids. Gene Ontology annotation, cellular component: membrane coat; Golgi apparatus; AP-1 adaptor complex. Gene Ontology annotation, molecular function: clathrin-cargo adaptor activity.